GCAGAAGGGGUUUGUCUCACCUGCUCGAAAUCACUCCAAGAGGAGCGUGAACAGGACAUUUUCAGCUCACGACAAUUAAUAUGCACGUAUCGGACAGUUAACACUUCACUUUAGAUAACAGUGAUGAGCUCAAGUCUGGGCCAUGCGCCUUUCUGAGUUUUAGGAAUUAAACAUCGCAACCUUCCAAGCUGUGCGUAACAGAAAGAACCGCGACGAUGGAGCACACGGGGAUCGAAGAGGUGAACCAGACCCACCAGCAGCACGAACCCAUCAGUUUUGGAAUAGAUCAGAUUCUCAAUGGCUCUGACCAGCCGAGUAGUUGCAUGCUGCCGAGCCGAACCGGCGACCCGGACUACGCGCUCGUGCCGAACGUCUAUGCCAACGGCUACAACAGCGUGUACAAUCCGGCCUGUUCGAUGGCGGCGGGACUGGCAGGUUCCUACAACGUAAACAUGAACAUGAAUGUGAACAUGAAUAUGAACGUUAAUGUGAACUCAGGGAACCCAGGCGGUGUCAUCCGCGUCCCGGCCCACAGACCCAUGCCACCCGCGCCUCACCCGUCGACAACUGGCCAUCCACCGGGCAUCGCGGCGGGGAUACACACCAUGCCCACGGUACACAGCAUGGGCAGCCCCGCCAGCUUCUCGUUCCCUUGGAUGGAGAGCAGCAGAAGAUUUGCGAAAGAUCGACUGACCGCUGCUCUUUCACCGUUCUCCGUGACACGACGGAUCGGUCAUCCGUACCAGAACCGAACUCCACCGAAACGGAAAAAGCCCCGCACGUCGUUCAGCCGCGUGCAGAUCUGUGAGCUGGAGAAACGCUUCCACCGGCAGAAGUAUCUGGCGUCCGCGGAGCGCGCAACGCUCGCCAAGGCCUUGAAGAUGACAGACGCUCAGGUCAAAACCUGGUUUCAAAACAGAAGAACAAAAUGGAGGCAUGACAUCUCUUUUGUGUAUGCGGAGAACUCAGAUCUCUCAAGGAGGCAGACCGCUGAGGAGAGAGAGGCUGAGCGACAGCAAGCCAACCGUCUGAUGCUGCAGCUCCAACAGGAGGCCUUUCAGAAGACCCUGAGUCAGCCGCUCCAACAAGACCCUCUCUGCAUACACAACUCCUCGCUUUACGCCCUGCAGAACUUACAGCCUUGGGCAGAAGAAAACAAGCUACCCAUCUAAGAGAGGGAGGGGCUUUGUCCUUUCAAACCCAAAACGGCAAAGCUGUCUGAUGAAUUUCACCCAUCAAGACUGCUGUUCGUCUACGUGCCAUUUGGCAUCAAGGAGACUGACUCAACCCCAGACUCGUUCAUUCUUGUUCUUUUUUUUUCUCCCCCUUUGGACUUUGUAAGAUGUGUUUGUGAUGCAUGUUCUCUACAUUUCCUGUAUGAAGAGAUGAACUAAAAACUGUUUGUUCUGUCAAGCUGGAGUCCUUCCUAAAACGCACUUUGGAAGCAGUUACGAAGGCGCUUUCUCUGGAUUCUUCAUGACGUGACAU
Sinocyclocheilus grahami is the source of this 1488-nucleotide messenger RNA. RefSeq names its product T-cell leukemia homeobox protein 3-like. The transcript has 6 exons. The coding region runs from base 216 to 1172 and encodes 318 amino acids. Gene Ontology annotation, molecular function: DNA-binding transcription factor activity, RNA polymerase II-specific; RNA polymerase II cis-regulatory region sequence-specific DNA binding. The record is from RefSeq and is a predicted model, not a curated record. NCBI's taxonomy places the organism in Eukaryota, Metazoa, Chordata, Actinopteri, Cypriniformes, Cyprinidae. Gene Ontology annotation, biological process: regulation of transcription by RNA polymerase II; animal organ development. Gene Ontology annotation, cellular component: nucleus.